AUGACCGCCUUCUUCCGGCGCCUGCUGCCCGCGCGCAUCCCCAACACGGGCUCUCAACAGCGCGACCACCACGCCAACGAGCGCACAUUCCUGUCAUGGACCCGAGCUGGCCUCGGCUUUGCAGCGAUGGCCCUCGCAUUGGACCGACUCGAUGCCAUCGAUCGAGUGCUCUCCUCGACGCGGGGACUCGGGGGAUUCAUCCCGCCUGAUAGGCACGGCGUACCCUCCCAGCAGCCAGAAGCCCCACCCCAACCCGCAAAGGAAGCAAGCAAGAGUGCAAGUACCCCGACCAUUCCACCAAGCACAGUCAACCGGGCCAUGUUCGCGAAUGCUGUUUCUGCAUCUCGGCUCUGCCAAUUGCUGGGGCUGUGGUCGCUGGGCUACGGGUUUCUUCCGGUAUUGGGCUAUGAGGCAGUAUCUGCUGAAGGGACAGUUUGUUCCUGCUUUUUGGGGACCGGUUCUCAUGACGGCGGGUAG
Messenger RNA from Penicillium canariense, 477 nucleotides. RefSeq lists its product as uncharacterized. Bases 1 to 477 code for a protein of 158 amino acids. The transcript has a single exon. The record is from RefSeq and is a predicted model, not a curated record. NCBI's taxonomy places the organism in Eukaryota, Fungi, Ascomycota, Eurotiomycetes, Eurotiales, Aspergillaceae.